This is a messenger RNA of Chrysochloris asiatica (Cape golden mole), 1451 nucleotides long. RefSeq names its product frizzled-related protein (gene FRZB). Gene Ontology annotation, biological process: canonical Wnt signaling pathway; non-canonical Wnt signaling pathway. NCBI's taxonomy places the organism in Eukaryota, Metazoa, Chordata, Mammalia, Afrosoricida, Chrysochloridae. Gene Ontology annotation, molecular function: Wnt-protein binding. The record is from RefSeq and is a predicted model, not a curated record. The transcript has 6 exons. Gene Ontology annotation, cellular component: cytoplasm. The coding region runs from base 156 to 1160 and encodes 334 amino acids.
UGGAACUGGGGGCAGCUCGUGGGACCCCAUUGUGGGAAUUUGAACCAAGGAAACUGGGAGAUUGUAGGGGGAGGAGACGCUCCCAGAUCACUGUGUCCACCUAAGGGUGGAGGAGGAGACCGCGGACGGCCUCUCGACGUCCACGCCAUUGCUGCAUGCUGUCCCGUCCUGCUGGGAGCAUGGUCUGCGGCAACCGGGAAGGGAUGCUUCUGCUGUUGCGGACCGGGCUGCUCGCCCUGGCUGCGUUCUGCUUGCUCCAGGUGCCCCGAGUCCAAGCUGCAGCCUGUGAGCCCGUCCGCAUCCCCCUGUGCAGGUCUCUCCCCUGGAACAUGACCAAGAUGCCCAACCACCUGCACCACAGCACCCAGGCCAACGCUAUCCUGGCCAUCGAGCAGUUUGAAGGUCUGCUGGGCACCCACUGUAGCCCGGAUCUGCUCUUCUUUCUCUGUGCUAUGUACGCUCCCAUCUGCACAAUUGACUUCCAGCACGAGCCCAUCAAGCCCUGUAAGUCUGUGUGCGAACGGGCCCGGCAGGGCUGCGAGCCCAUCCUCAUCAAGUACCGCCACUCAUGGCCCGAGAGCCUGGCCUGCGAGGAACUGCCGGUGUACGACCGGGGCGUGUGCAUUUCUCCCGAAGCCAUCGUCACCGCGGAUGGAGCUGAUUUUCCUAUGGAUUCCAGUAAUGGAAACUGUCGAGGGGCAAACAGUGAACGCUGCAAAUGUAAGCCUAUUAGAGCUACACAGAAGACCUAUUUCCGGAACAAUUACAACUAUGUCAUUCGGGCAAAAGUUAAAGAGAUAAAGACAAAGUGCCAUGAUGUGACUGCAGUAGUCGAAGUGAAGGAGAUUCUGAAGGCUUCACUGGUAAACAUUCCAAGAGACACUGUGAACCUUUAUACCAGCUCUGGAUGCCUGUGUCCUCCACUUAACGUUAAUGAGGAAUAUGUCAUCAUGGGCUAUGAAGAUGAGGAACGUUCCAGAUUACUCCUGGUGGAAGGUUCUAUAGCUGAGAAAUGGAAAGAUCGACUUGGUAAAAAAGUUAAGCGCUGGGAUAUGAAGCUCCGUCAUCUUGGACUGAGUAAAAGUGAUUCUAGCCAUAGUGAUUCCACUCAGAGUCAGAAGUCUGGCAGGAGCUCUAACCCUCGGCAGGCGCGCAACUAAAUUUAUAGAAGCAAAGAAAGUAUGAUCAGUGGACUUCCUAUGAAGACUUGCAUUUCUGGACAACAAAGAAAAAUUGCACUAUUGCACGUCAUAUUCUAUAAUUUACUACAAAUUCAUGUGCUAACUUAUACUACUUCUAUUUUCUCUCUUGUUUUCUGCUUUUCUUUCCUUCUCCCCUCCCCUCUUUGUGGUCUGGCUGCAGAUACUUAAAUAAUUAUAUAUUUUCUAUUUCACUAAUCAUGGGAAAAACUGUACUUUUGCAAUAAUACUAAUAAUAAAUUAAACAUGCUG